UUAAUGAUGGCUGGAUGUUGUAUGUCAGCGGAGGAGAAGGAUAAUCACAGAAUCAAUCAGGAGAUUGACAGGCAGCUGCGACAGGACAAGAAAGACUCGGGCAGUGAACUCAAACUGCUGCUAUUAGGUACUGGAGAGAGUGGGAAGAGCACCUUCAUUAAACAGAUGAGAAUCAUCCAUGGUGCCGGCUACUCAGACGAGGACAAGCGAGGCUUCACCAAGCUGGUGUACCAGAACAUCUUCACUGCCAUGCAGUCCAUGAUCCGCGCCAUGGAGACCCUCAAUAUCCCUUUCUUGGAGGCCCAGAAUAAGGGCUAUGCCAGCAUGUUGAGUGAGGUGGAGGUGGACAUGGUGAAUGAUCUGGAGAGAGGCCAUGUGGACACCAUCAAGAGCCUGUGGAGGGACGGUGGAGUGCAGGAGUGUUAUGCCCGCCGCAGGGAGUACCAGCUAUGUGACGCCACCAAAUAUUAUCUGAGUGACCUGGACCGGAUCGCAAAGGCCUCCUACCUUCCCACUGAGCAGGACAUCCUGAGGGUCCGAGUGCCGACCACGGGAAUCAUCGAGUACCACUUUGACAUGGAAGAAGUAAUCUUCAGGAUGGUGGAUGUGGGGGGUCAGAGGUCAGAGAGGAGGAAGUGGAUCCACUGCUUUGAGAACAUCACGUCCAUCAUCUUUUUGGCCGCGCUCAGCGAAUACGACCAGGUGCUGGGUGAAUGUGACGAGAACUGUAUGGAGGAGAGCAAAGCACUCUUUAAGACCAUCAUCACAUACCCCUGGUUCCAGCAAUGUUCUGUCAUCCUAUUCCUUAACAAGACCGACAUCCUAGAGGAGAAGAUCACGCGCUCCCACCUUGUCAACUACUUCCCAGAAUACACUGGGCCGCAGAAUGAUCCUAAAGCAGCCAGGGAGUUCAUCCUGAAGAUGUACCAGGAGCAGAACCUAGACAGAAAGACUGUUUACUCCCACUUCACCUGUGCCACUGACACAGAGAACAUCCGCUUUGUGUUUGCUGCUAUCAGAGAGACCAUCGUCAAAAAUCACCUCAAGGACUUCGCCAUUAUUUAG
This is a messenger RNA of Salvelinus namaycush (lake trout), 1065 nucleotides long. RefSeq names its product guanine nucleotide-binding protein subunit alpha-14-like. Gene Ontology annotation, cellular component: heterotrimeric G-protein complex. Gene Ontology annotation, biological process: action potential; adenylate cyclase-modulating G protein-coupled receptor signaling pathway; phospholipase C-activating dopamine receptor signaling pathway. The coding region runs from base 4 to 1065 and encodes 353 amino acids. The transcript has 7 exons. The record is from RefSeq and is a predicted model, not a curated record. Gene Ontology annotation, molecular function: G protein-coupled receptor binding; GTPase activity; guanyl nucleotide binding. Lineage: Eukaryota; Metazoa; Chordata; Actinopteri; Salmoniformes; Salmonidae.